AUGACCAAGGUUCUACUCACUGGUGGCUCAGGCUUUAUUGCCGCCCACAUCCUCGACCAGCUUCUCGAAAAGGACUACACCGUCGUCACCACCGUCCGCUCCGAGGCCAAGGCCCAAAAGAUCCGCGACGCCCACCCGGGAGAGGCCGCCGACGGCAAGCUCGAGGUGGUCAUCGUGCCGGACAUUGCUCAGCCGGGGGCUUUUGACGAGGUGGCCAAGACGCCUGGCAUCGAUGCCGUGUUGCACACUGCGAGCCCCUUUCACUUCAAUAUCACUGAUCCCAAGAAGGAUCUGGUUGAUCCCGCUGUUAUUGGCACGACGGGUAUUCUCAAGGCCCUUCACGCCUCGGCACCGUCUGUGAAGCGUGUCGUCAUCACGUCGUCGUUUGCCUCAAUCCUAGACGAAGACAAGUUUACUGACCCUUCAACCACCUUUUCCGAGGCGAGCUGGAACCCAGUCACCGUCAACGACAUCUCGCGAUCCCCUGCGACUGCUUACCGCGCCUCAAAGACUCUCGCCGAGCGUGCGGCCUGGGACUUUGUCGCUACCGAGAAGCCUUCUUUUGAUCUGGUGACUGUGUGUCCGCCUCUCGUCCUCGGUCCUGUCUCCAAGCAUCUCGCUACUCUGGAGAGCAUCAACACAUCCAACGAACGUGUCGUCAGCCUGCUCCGCGGCGGUUGGAAGGAUAGUAUCCCCCCAUGCACACCCGUGCCCCUCUGGAUCGACGUCCGAGAUGCCGCCCGCGCCCACGUCCGCGGUCUAGAGAACUCCGAAGCUGGUGGUAAGCGACUCUUUGCCACAGCCGGCUGGUUCUCCCACCGCGAGUUUGUCGACGCUGUGCAGCGCAACUUUCCCGAGUUUGCAGACAAGCUGCCUGGGCCCGAGGUCAAGGGGGGCGAGUUACCGCCAAAGGACCAGAUCUUCAAGUACAACGUUGACGAGACCAACAAGAUUCUGGGCAUCGACUGGAUCAAGGUUGACGAGAGUGCCAUUGACUUGGUCAAGUCGCUGAAGGAGCUGGGCAUUUAA
This is a messenger RNA of Fusarium keratoplasticum, 1029 nucleotides long. Its product is annotated as Epimerase domain-containing protein. The coding region runs from base 1 to 1029 and encodes 342 amino acids. NCBI's taxonomy places the organism in Eukaryota, Fungi, Ascomycota, Sordariomycetes, Hypocreales, Nectriaceae. Gene Ontology annotation, molecular function: oxidoreductase activity, acting on the CH-OH group of donors, NAD or NADP as acceptor. The record is from RefSeq and is a predicted model, not a curated record. The transcript has 4 exons.